Molecule: messenger RNA, 5017 nt
Organism: Mus musculus (house mouse)
Lineage: Eukaryota; Metazoa; Chordata; Mammalia; Rodentia; Muridae
Gene: Arhgap11a
Product: Rho GTPase activating protein 11A
Exons: 12
Coding region: 573-3536 (987 amino acids)
Biological process (GO): signal transduction
Cellular component (GO): nucleus
Molecular function (GO): GTPase activator activity
Source: RefSeq, marked validated
AGAAGGUGGGGCGCUGGCGGAGCCGAGUCACUAAGCUUUAGCGGGCCGGGGCCACAGGCAAGGCUGAUGGGCUAGGGGAAAGGCUGCGUGUGAGACGGGGUGACGGCGGGGACCAGCCCGGGCAGGGACCGGGACUGGGGAUCCCUGAGCAGCCGGCUGGCCCGGCUGGAGGGAGUAGCUUAAGGUUGCAUUUCCAUCUCAAGAAAUCAGAGCGGGGAAGGCCACCCUGCGGGGAAGAGGAUAAGUGGAAGUGUCCGGAAGCGAGAAACUAGCUGCAGGCGUUAGUCUGGGGAAACGGAAGAGUCAGAAAAAAGGGAAGUUUGUGGAAGUAACUGACAGGGCUGAGCGACCCGGAAAGAAGGCUGGUGGAAGUGAAACAAGAGUGAAGAGAGGCGCGAGAGAAGAAGGUCUGUGUAAGUGGAUCGAGGGAAAGUGGAGGAAGAGUGCCAGAGGUGGCUGGAAGGCAGCGGAGCAGAGCGAGCCUGAGGGCGUUUGGCAAGUGGAAGAGUUGGUUGGUGGCAAAGAAAGUCAGGACCCGGAGUCGGCCUCGGAGAGUAGGCGACGUGUUCGGGAUGUGGGAUCAGAGACUGGUCAGAUUGGCCCUGCUGCAGCAGCUUCGAGCUGUCUAUGGCAUUAAGGUCAAGGGUGGCCGCGGUCAGUGCGAUCGCAGGAGACAUGAAACUGCAGCUACGGAAAUAAAGGGUAAGGUAUUUGGAGUACCCUUUAAUUCCUUGCCUCAUUCAGUCGUUCCAGAAUUUGGACACAUUCCAAGCUUUCUUGUUGAUGCGUGCGCAUCUUUAAAAGAGCAUAUUCAUACAGAAGGGCUUUUUAGGAAGUCGGGGUCUGUUGUUCGUCUAAAGGCACUAAAGAGUAAACUGGAUCAAGGUGAAGCCUGCCUGUCUUCUGCACUUCCGUGUGAUGUUGCAGGCCUGCUUAAGCAGUUCUUCCGGGAAUUGCCAGAGCCUGUCCUCCCAGCUGAUCUGCAUGAAGCACUUUUCAAAGCUCAGCAGUUAGGAGCAGAGGAGAGGAAUAAAGCUACAUUGUUGCUGUCGUGUCUUAUGGCAAACCCUACAGUUGAUAUAUUAAGAUACUUCUUUAACUUUCUUAAGAGUGUUUCUCUUAGGGCAAGUGAGAAUAAAAUGGACAGCAGCAAUCUUGCAGUAAUAUUUGCACCAAAUCUUCUUCAGACAAGUGAAGGCCAUGAGAAGAUGUCUGCCAACACAGAGAAGAAGCUACGUCUGCAGGCAGCAGUAGUGCAGACUUUUAUUGACUGUGCAUCAGACAUUGGACGAGUGCCAGAUUUUAUCCUGGAAAAGAUACCAGCCAUGUUAGGUAUUGAUGGACUCUGUACUACUCCAUCCCUGGAAGGCUUUGAAGGAGACUUUGAAACUCCUGGUGAAUGUAAGAGAAAAAGAAGACAAAGUGUUGGAGAUUUUGUGAAUGGAGCCCUAAAUAAACUUAAAUCUAGCAGAACACCCUCUAUUACACCUCAACAAGAUAGGACAGCUCAGGCCUCUGCAUCACCAUUGAUUCUCACCCCGAGUGUUAAGCGUAAACUGCCAGGAGAGUCUUCUCAUGCUUUCUCGAGUAAGAAAAGGAAAUCCAUCAAGCACAACUUGAACUUUGAGCUGUUGCCAAGUCAUUUCUUCAGCAGCAAUUCUACACCAGUAUCAGUUCACUUAGAUACAAGUCCUGACGGAUCAUCUCAGACUUCUCUCUCACCAAUCGCCAUGAGUGGAAACCACUUGGUCAGUACAGAAUUAAGGCGAAGUAAAAGGAUUGCCAGCAAAAAAGUUUACAGGGUAGAGUCAGGAAAAGCGGGCUGCUUCUCUCCCAAAGUCAGUCGUAAAGAAAAGACCCGAAGAUCUCUCCGUCUGAAAUUUAGUCUGGGGAAGAACAGAGAUUCAGAUGGAUGUUCUGUCAUCAAUAGAUAUGAAAAUGUUGGUCGACGACUAGCGAAUCAGCAAAAUCUAAAAAGUAGGAUUGAUUCUGUAAAGACAGGCCUGCUUUUUAGCCCAGAUAUUGAUGAAAGAUUGCUAAAGAAAGGCUCAGAAAAGAUCAGCAAAUCUGAGGAACACUUGUUAACUCCAGAUCAACUAGAUGGAACAGGUUACCGGAUGUCUUGGACAGAACCCAGUAAUUCAAGUUUUCAAGACAUGAGUGCAAAUGGAACUUCUCCAAUAAUGCAAAAUCUUGAGGUGAAGAGCUUUUCUUUGGAGCCCGACAUUACUGUUGAAAAAUCACCAGUUGUGUCCUGUGAGCUCAGGCCUUCCACCUUCCAUAGCCAGCCUGACAGCAGUGUGCUGUCUCUUAGUGGGGAUGAAGGGAACCUGGCCUCCGAGACCUUGCAGAAGAUUCAGAAAGCAUUUUCCGAAUCUGGGAGUGAUCUUCAUAUGGUGAUAAAUCAUGAGCAGUCAUCAGUAACAAAUACGGGGGAAGAAGUGGAAUUCAGAGAUGUGACUGUGACUGAGUCAAAGGGACAUGAUGGGAGCUGUGCUGGGGAGGAGGAGAACUGUCCUUCAGAACGGAAUUUCUCACCGGAUCAAAGCCCAGAGUUUGCCAGAGAAGCUGAUGAGGAAUGUUACUCAACUCAGAUGAAGGUGGAAUGUGAAGGCCUGCACUCAGAAACACCCAAAGCUGACCCCCUCAUCCUGCAAGCAUUCCCCGGUGAGGAGCCAGCUGAGGAACCACAGUCCCCAAGGAACCAGCUAAGCACUCCAUCACGGGGGAAUGAGAAUGGGGGGGAGAGCGCUGGGGCAAGUGGAGCUCCCGGAGAAGAUGAGAGCACGUGCAGUGUGGCGGUCCUUUCGAAACCUCGGCCCCAGAGACUUUCGAGGCAACAGUCACUGGUGGAAAAAUGUGAUAGUGUAGCUCCUGGGGCUCUACAAGUGACAGAGCACGGGAAGGUUUCUGAUCACAUACAGUGGUUUAAUAAACUUUCUCUAAAUGAACCGAACAGAGGAAAAGUGAAGUCACCUCUUAAAUUUCAGCGUACUCCUGUCCGUCAGUCCGUCAGAAGAAUUAAUUCUUUGUUGGAGUAUGGCAGGCAGCCUGUGAGGCAGAAGUUGGCAAUCUUUGGUGACGCAGCUUCUCCUCUCGUUAAAUCAGUGAGCUGUGACAGUGCCCUUCCCUCUUGUGUACAAAACACAUCAAAAGGUCCCACUGCUCCACUUAUCACGUCAGGCCUCGAAGCACAGAAGUCUACGUCUUGUAAUAAAUCAAGUGUUGAGUUAACUUCUAAAUCUUUCACAAAAAUGAAGAGACAUCCGGAUCCUUUGAGUGCUUCUCUUGGGACUCCCAGACUUUGUAAGCAGGAGAACAAAUCUAAUGGCCACAUUAAGUUUCCUUUGGAUGAUCUCACGAAUCAUGAGAGAUUAAAAUUUGUUGUAAAUAACAAUGUGGCCUUUUCUCCAGGGAUGAAAAACAGAGUUGUUAGGAAACCAUCAGAAAAAGAAAGGGUCUGGUACAAAGGGUCUCCUAAAAAUCCUAUUGGGAAGACUCAACUGCUACCAACGAGUAAGCCUGUCGACUUGUAACCGUCAAAUGUGGCGUGCUCGUCAUCAGUGUAAAUAAAAUUGCUGGGUCAGGUUGCAGAAUGCUCAAGUGCUGGUGUGUAGAUAUGUCGGGCGGGCAGUUGCAGGAUGCUUGUGUGCUGGUGUGUAGAUACAGCGGGCGGGCAGUUGCAGGAUGCUUGUGUGCUGGUGUGUAGAUAUGUCGGGCGGGCAGUUGCAGGAUGCUUGUGUGCUGGUGUGUAGAUAUGGCGGGCGGGCAGUUGCAGGAUGCUUGUGUGCUGGUGUGUAGAUAUGGCGGGCGGGCAGUUGCAGGAUGCUUGUGUGCUGGUGUGUAGAUACAGCGGGCGGGCAGUUGCAGGAUGCUUGUGUGCUGGUGUGUAGAUAUGGCGGGCGGGCAGUUGCAGGAUGCUUGUGUGCUGGUGUGUAGAUAUGUCGGGCGGGCAGUUGCAGGAUGCUUGUGUGCUGGUGUGUAGAUAUGGCGGGCGGGCAGUUGCAGGAUGCUUGUGUGCUGGUGUGUAGAUACAGCGGGCGGGCAGUUGCAGGAUGCUUGUGUGCUGGUGUGUAGAUAUGGCGGGCGGGCAGUUGCAGGAUGCUUGUGUGCUGGUGUGUAGAUAUGUCGGGCGGGCAGUUGCAGGAUGCUUGUGUGCUGGUGUGUAGAUACAGCGGGCGGGCGGGCAGUUGCAGGAUGCUUGUGUGCUGGUGUGUAGAUCGGGGUGCUUGUUAAGUAGGGUCUGUCUGAAGUGGUCCCACUGUAGAGCAGUUUGGACUUUCAUACUUGCACAUGGGGCUACUUUGUUUUUCUUUAUUACUGAAGCAUUUACACAUAACUUUAUUGUGAUUUCCUGAAGCAGGGGUUAUAAUAACUUUAGAAGAUACUGUUGGCUAGGUUUAUUUAUAUAAAAGGGACAUGAGUUUUAUUCUGCAUGCUUGAUCAGAAGAAUACAGGAAGUUGUGCUUGUGCCUCUUGUUAUUCCUUCACAUCAGGAACAUUGUUCACAGAAACUUCUAGUACAUAAAGGGAAUGAUGAAGCCCUGCAAACCUUAUGUCUUGAAUUAUUCAUGUUUGUUGCCUUGACCCAAAACCAAGAAGUUAAUUGGCCUCAGUGGUAUGUGAACACUUUUGUUGGAGACAGAGGGAUUUAUUUGGUCAGCAUCGCCUGUGGUUUCACUUGAAUUUUGAAUUAAAGACAGUGAAUAAAGCAUAAUGACAACAAAGGUACUGCAUACUUUAUAAUGUUGAGGUAAAUGAUUAAUCGUAAGCCAUACUUCAUUUUUAAAGGUGAUUUGGAUCAUAUUUUGUCCAGUAUGACAAUGAAAUUUUUAGGCAGGUAUAGUUAAACUGGAAAAUUUUAAUCAAGUUGUUUUUUUCCUAUGAAGAUGGUUGAUUUUAGAAUUGAAUUGUUAAUGUACCUCUGUACAUUUUACUUAGAUAAAUAUCAGAUAGUGUUAUCAUGUGUUUAAAUGUUAUUUAUUUAGCAUAGACAUUAAAAAUAGCUCCUGGGAAA